GAUAAAUUGAACGCAGCACAAUUUGGAGGGGGCAACGUUUCUCCUCCAGUUAGUCAAAGCCAUAUGAGGUGAACCUGGAUUGCUCGCGGUCACAAAUUGUGGGCUUAACCAUACAAUGCUGUCCGCUUUUUUACGAGCUGCGAAGCUGAUUUAGCAUUUGAAAAGAUUCGUCGAUUCAGCUAGGCUAGCCAGCCAGCUAGCUAACUAGCCAGCCAGCUAGUUCGGCUUCCUGGCCGAUGUUUCAUCAUUUCAUGUUUUCCAUCAUGUCAAAGUCGUUCGCCUAUUUUUAGCUCUCAGCGAAGGCUACUUCGGCCGCUUCUAAUUGUGACUUCGUCGGAACUCUCUCUUAGCAGCACGUAUGGAACGCUGGAGAGACGCGGCCUCUGAGCAGGCCGAGCUGCUUGCGGGCCGCGUGAAUGAAUUGCUGAUCAAAGGCAAGGACUUUUUGCGAACCGAGCUCGGCGUGGAUCUGGCUCUCGAACCCGAGCUCAUUCCGCCAUGGGCGAUCCUUGUCGCGGUGUGCGCCGGCCUGGUGCUGAUGCUCGUCAUCUGGGCCUCGUUGUGCCAGGCGCUCUUCAAGAAGCGGCCUACGAUCGAAGUGGUGGAGAGGACAGUCGACGCAAAACGAGGGACCGAGAAGACGGUUAAAGUAGAGGAACCCAAGAAGAGAAAGAAAAAGGCGGAAAAGAAAUUCCAGCCAAACGGUAGAGCUGUCACCGACGUACAGGAAGAAGACGCCAUAGUUGGGGAAGAAAAAGUGCCACAUCAACAGCCACCUCCUCAAACAAAGAGUGAUAAAGAUCUUGAGACAAAGAAGUCCAAGAAGAAGGCCAAACAGGCGGCGAAGGAGACUGUUGGAACAGCUGUCGGAAAGGAGCCGGAGGAAGGUACAUGGGAGACUAAGGUCAGUAACAAGGAAAAGCGUGAACAGCGCAAGAAGGACAAAAGUGAUGGCUCUGCCAGUCCUGGUGGUGGUGGUGGCGGCGGCGGUGGCACUCCUGUGAGCAUUACUCCAGAGCAACGCAAGACAUCAGCAGCUACUCCACCUCCCACCCGGAAGAAGAAAAAAGUCGAGCCAUCCAAAGUGACAGCAGAAAAAGUUACCGCCGCUGUGACUCAUGUUAACAGCGAGGCACCAGUAGUAGCGGCAGGUGUGGCUGACAGUCAAGCAGUGAAGGUUCCUCAACCUGUUGCUCCAAAGACUAAAGGCUCGUGGACAGCACCAAGAGAACCAGCACCACUAUGGAAGACUGACAUUGAUGAUUCAUGGACUGUGAUCGAUAGGGUUCCAGCUGAUAUGGUUUCCUUCACUAAACUAGGAGUUGGCACAGCUGAUGCACAGUUGGUGGACAACGCACCAUGGCUGAGUCAGCCCCAGGUCGAUGAUGAGUGGUCCGGAUUGAAUGGUGGUUCAGCAGAUCUUAGCUCUGACUGGAAUGCCCCAGCUGAAGUUUGGGGCAACUAUGAAGAACCCAUGCUUCAGCAGCCUCCAAGUGAGCCAGCGAAACCAAAUCUACUGAGUGGAGCUGCUGAUGAUGACGAUGAAAAGGAUACUGGAGAGUCUGCUGCUGAUGGAGCUGCAAAAAGUAAAAAGAAGAGGAAGAAAAAGAAAAAGGCACCAGAGGAGGGAGAAACAGGCCAGACUGAAAUGCCAGAGAAAAAUGUCGAACCUCCAGUCCCAUUGAAGGAAGAGAAGGAGGCGUCAACAACAACGAAGAAGAAGAAGAAACAGAAGCAGCAGCCACCGCCUACUCAAGAGCAUUCUGCUGCUGCCGUGUUACCCUUGGAGCGACAAGUGAAGGACAGCACGUCUCAAAAACCUCUUUCCACACAAGUGCCACCGAAGCAACCUGAGGCGCAUGCCACUGUUCUGAUCGACAUCCCUGUUCCAACACAACAAAAAUCAGAGGAGAGCCAGGCCAAGCUGUCCAAGAAGAAGAAGGCAAGGAGGGAGACAUGAGUUUUGCAAUUCCAUAUGCAAAAGACUUGACAUCUUGAUUAUGCAACAACUUUGAAAGAAAGAUUUCGGACCUUUGGUCAAGUGGACAGACUUCUUGAAUUUGACUGAAUUUUAAAAAAAAAAACAAAACAAAAAAAAACACUUUAUACAGUCAUUAGGUGAUGGAAAAGUGAACCUAGAAGCAGCUUAAUCUAAUGUCAUGCUUUGUGAAUUAAUUUUUAAACAUGAUUUUGAUACUCCGUCUUGUAAUUCCAUUGAUUAAACUAAGUGAAGGAGCUAGUUGUUAGAAAUGUAGAUGUAAUGAAAUUGUUGUAUCUUUGUGCUGACUAUGAGGUUACUCAGCAUGACGUGCUGAACUGGCCAUCCGUUGAGUUCGGUGUCCAUGCAGUGAGCAUCAUGGAGUGAAAAAAAUCAAAUUGUAACUUGAACAUUUGGAUUUAACAUUAUGUGAACAUGUCUACUGUGUAUUUUUCAUGAUAUCUGCAGUUUCAGCAAACUGUCCAUCUGGUUGAUUAACUUGUCUGUUGUACUGAGACUUCUGACCCUUCCAAUUUUUACAAUAUACUAGAUGCUCUUUUGCCAGCACCAUGUUGGAGAAGACGCACCAUGUCCUCAACUUCUUUCUGACUUUACAGCUGUAGUUGAUAUCCUCAUCUAAAGGCUUUUGUAAAGAAAGACAACGAUGAAUAAAAUGUUUGUAAUAAAAGCAACACAAAAGCCAUAUGUUGAAAGACCAAAUAA
This is a messenger RNA of Corythoichthys intestinalis (scribbled pipefish), 2701 nucleotides long. RefSeq names its product protein LYRIC-like. The record is from RefSeq and is a predicted model, not a curated record. NCBI's taxonomy places the organism in Eukaryota, Metazoa, Chordata, Actinopteri, Syngnathiformes, Syngnathidae. The coding region runs from base 359 to 1960 and encodes 533 amino acids. Gene Ontology annotation, cellular component: nucleus. Gene Ontology annotation, molecular function: transcription coregulator activity. The transcript is spliced from 13 exons. Gene Ontology annotation, biological process: regulation of transcription by RNA polymerase II; positive regulation of angiogenesis; negative regulation of apoptotic process.